Drosophila guanche is the source of this 548-nucleotide messenger RNA. RefSeq lists its product as uncharacterized. The transcript is spliced from 3 exons. The record is from RefSeq and is a predicted model, not a curated record. Bases 52 to 495 code for a protein of 147 amino acids. NCBI's taxonomy places the organism in Eukaryota, Metazoa, Arthropoda, Insecta, Diptera, Drosophilidae.
AAUCAAAAUUACAUUGAGUUUCAUUUCUGGCAUAGAAUCUUCUCACAGAGGAUGUUGUUUAAGAAGUGCUGCUUCUUUUUGUCGCUGGACAGUGGCUGCUUCAUCAUUGCCCUGUUCUUUUUGAGCUUCCACCUGGGCGAGAUGAUUACCCACUCCAACGAUUGCCUUUUCGUGAAAAAUACAUCCCAAAAGAGCUGGGCAGUCAUCCUGAUGGCGGGAAUCCUAACAAUGGGCAUCAUCUCCUCCGGAUUGCUAAUCUACGGUGCCAAAAGGAAACGUCAAGGACCCGUCCGCUUCUGGCUGACUGUCUUUACAAUUAUUCUGUUUUUGUACAUCAUUUUGUGCAUUAUCGAUAUCAUUGUAGAGAAACCGCCAGCGAGUGCCAUCGUCGUGCAGAUAUUGAUCAUUGUUGCAUUGAUCUACUCGCUAAUGGUGGUCCACUCCUUCUACAAGGCUCUUGGCCGCGCAAGCGACGACGAUCCGUUUAUCCCCUGAUUAGCAUCCUUGUCUGUUCUCCGUUUUACCAACAAAAUAUACGAGUAUAUUUA